GCUCAUUUUUGAAAAAUGGAGGCAAGCUCUGAUUCCUCCAAUCCUAAUGAGUGGGAGUUGAGUAAGGAGAACGUACAGCCCUUGAAACAAGGGCGCAAGUUGGCGAACUUGACAGCAGCGUUCGCUCCUAGUUCUGUUGAUCAGAGUAGAAUUCAUAAAGAGAAACGAGAGUUUGAAGCACAGAUCAGAACGUAUGAAGGCGAAGAUCCAUUAGCUAACUGGUACAGGUACAUAGUUUGGACGAGUGAAAACUUUCCCAAAGGCGGUAAAGAUUUGGGAAGUUUACUCGAGCGGUGCAUGACAACGUUCAAAGAUGAAGAAAGAUACAAGAACGAUGAACGAUACGUGAAAGUCUGGUUGCGUUAUACUGACAUUUGUACAGAUCCCUUGGAAAUUUUUAACUACAUGCACAGUCAGCAGUUAGGCAAUGGAUUAGCUCUCUUCUAUGAAGCAUGGGCCCUUAGUCUUGAAAACCUUGGAGAUUGCAAUAAAGCUGAUGAAGUACUAAACUUAGGAAUUCACCGGAGCGCUCAACCAUUGGAAAGACUUCAGAAACAACACAAAGCCUUUGAGUUACGACUGGCUGAAAGAGUUUCAAAUGGAUUACAGCAAGUGUCGAUAACAGAUGAGUCUGAACUUCAGAGAACAGCUCUAGGAGGCCUUAAGGGCCAUGGAAAGAAAGGAACUAUUGGGACCAAACGUACUGGAAAUGCCACUCUCACUAAAAAGACAGGCAUCAGGGGAACUGUGACAACAUCAAACACCUCCAAUAAUGGCUUCAAGAUCUUUUGCGACAAUGAACCUGGAAUGCAAAGCUCCUUACCCCCCUCCACAGGGGAAUGGCAGAUGCCCCCUACUGAACCAAUAAUCAAAAAAGAAAACACCCAGAAGCCUGGGAAAUGGACUGAUGCAAAGGUCUCUCAGAAACACCGUGCAUCUGUGCCUAUCAACUGCAUGCCCCAAAAGCCUGUCUUCUCUGUCCAUGUUGAUGAUGACAUCAAAAGCCACCCUCCUGCUACUCCUCAGAAUGUGUUACAGUUUGACAAGGUCUUGAGCUCGCGCAAACCAGAUCGACCUUCUGUUAUGGAUACACUCAGGAAUAAGGUAACGUUCAAGGUGUAUGUCAAGGAUGUGGUGGUUGAGCAAGUAGGAACAAAGAAGAUUCAAGGAUUUUCAAAGCAAUUUAUUGUAAAUGCAAACCAAAAUAGAGUAAAUGGAACAAAUACUAAAACAACUACUCACCUCGCAAUGAGUGUAGAUGUGGAGCCCAUGACGCAAGGAGGUCUUGCAUUUGCAGAUCAGUCUGGAGCUCCUCUUCCUUCUGUGCAGAAUUCAACCAACCAUGAGCAGACCUCUUCAAAGCCUCCUGGCUCCACCCUGGCAAGUGAUUCACAGUCCAUGUACCGAAAAUCAGCUUUCCAACCAGUCACACCGGAUGUGAACAGGUCUUGUAGCUUCAACAGCUCCAAUCUGGCUGGUCCUUCGCCAACUGUUUUCACUAAACAAGCGUUAAUGGUUGUUGGAGAUAUGUUCUGCGGCCCGCUUGAUUCAGAACGUGACUUAACCUUGGGGCCGCGCCAGGAGAUGGAUAAGACAGAGAAGGACUUUGAAGCAGCAUUCACUGGUGAUGAUACAACCACUGUAGGAUUUUCAAAAGGUCUUGCAGGAAUGGGAGGAUUUGGAAGUUCUGCUGGUUUCGUGAUUUAUGAUGAGACUGUGGCUGACAAAAGGAAUGGAGACACAGAUGACAAAGAAAAGGAAUUUGAAGACAAGGAAAAUAUGCCACCGAAAGGCAACCGGCAAGAAGCAUGUCGUCGACCCUUAGCUGGUAUUCUUCAGCCAUCCCUGGGUAUUCCAACCUGCUCAGAGGAGGAUGAUGACGAGGAAGAAGCUGAAAUGAAUGAAAAAUUUGAGAGUACAAAUCUCAAGAAUUACCAACCGUUGCAACAGCUGGACAAAACUAGCGAAGUUUUCUUGGCCGAUUUCACUCAUGACCAGACCCUUGCAUCUUCAAGCUUCGCAACUGCGGCACACAUGGCCUCGACUCCAUUCUGUUACACAAAUGGCCCGAUGUCACUUCCCAGCCUUCCUUGCAGCACAAUUCGCCCAGCUAAUGAAAUUCCAGAAUUGAGUGACUUGCCUUCUGACGGAGGUCAAUACCGUUCCUUACAUCCGAACACUGUCCAAGCAAGCAACAGCUUUAUUUCCACGCCCAGCAAAGUUUUGAGCCCAAUAUUUGAAGCCAGCCAGGAGGAUACCAAAUCAACAAACUCAAGCCAUUCGUCCAACGGUUCAUCCAGGCGAUUUUCGUGUUCAGUUGGUGCACAGCAGCACAAUGGGUUGGAACUAAGUAAGAUACAAGAGGAAACAAGCCUCUGCCACGGUGAUGGUGAACAACAGGCUGUCAAUGUUGGUAAUGUUGCGAUAAACCCUUUCGCUGGUGCUGUUGUUGACAAUUUACUCCGCCGGAUUAAUCCUUCUUUAUCAAGCUAUGAAGGAUUCACUGUGUCAAGCAAAGAAGUGCCAAGAAUUGUAUCAAAUGCAUCCGUGAAUUUAGGUGGCAAUGAAAUAUUCAAUGUUGAAAAGUCGAUCGGUUCUGGGGCUUUCGCCAAAGUUUUCUUGGCGAAAAAAUUCGGUGACAAUGAUGAUAACGAUUUCGAAACUGACGACGAAAGUUCCGUGGUGUUGAAGGUACAGGAAAUAUCGAUUGAAUGGGAAUUUUACGUAAGUAAACAGCUUCAAAAGAGAAUGAGGGAGUGUGGAUGCUCUAAAGAGCUGCAGGCGAUGUUCAUGGACCCAAUAGCGGCAUUUGUGUAUUCUAAUUCAUCAGUGUUGGUGGAUAAAUACAACCCACUUGGUACCAUUCUGGAUAUGGUAAACAAAUACAAAAUGGAGAAGAAGACCAUGGAGGAAGGCGUCCUGUUUUAUUACACCAUUGCUCUUUUGCGAAUUAUAGAAACCUUGCAUUCUUGUGGCAUCAUUCACGGAGACAUAAAACCAGACAAUUUCCUUGUGUUGGAUAGUGAAGAUACAUUGGACUGCGCAUGCCUAAAAUUGAUCGACUUCGGACGUAGUGUGGACAUGACCCUUUUUCCAGCCGGAACAACUUUCACUACCAACUGUUACACAGAAGAUUUUCAGUGCAUAGAAAUGAAAGAGGGUAGACCUUGGACCACUCAGGUUGAUAUGUAUGGGCUUUUGGGCACAAUACACUGUCUCUUAUUUCUUGAUUACAUGAAAGUAAGCCAAGACAAAAUGGGAAGGUGGAAAACCACAAAACCAUUCAAAAGGUAUUGGAAUCCAAUUUGGGGAAGGCUCUUCGACUCGCUGUUGAACAUACCAAGCUGUGAGAAGCAACCAUCUCUGAAAGAUUUUCGUGAAGAAUUUGAACAGUUUUACCUUGCGGAUGAAGAAAAUUACUCCAGACACAGACGAAGCCACGAGGUGUUCAUGUUUUAGGCACACCUUCCUCUUGAAAUCCGACUGGCUUCUGAAUAAAAGGAAGAACUGUAUCAUACAGCUUUUUGCUAUGUUCGUAUUAAUAACUAUUGUUAUUGGCAUUAUUAUCAUUAUUAUUAUCAUCAUCAUCAUCAUCAUUAGUGGUAUAAGUAUUAGAAUUAGUACUGAUUUCAUCAUAUUUUUUUAAGUUGUAAUUCGUAAAACUUUCUGUGGACAAGUUACUCUUUCUGUUGUUUGUUUGUUUGUUUGUUUGUAUGUUUUUUGUAAAUAUUCAGCGGAUGCUUUGAGCAACAGUGAGUCGCGUUUUUCUGAAGCAUCUCAGCGGGCCAGAGUAUUAAACCCUCGGAUCUGAUUAGCCAAUCGCGCAUAAGUAACUAGUUCAGCUUUCUACCGUGUGGAUCACGGUUCGGAAUAUUUUUCUGCGCCGUUCGCGGCAAAACAGGAAAAAUCAAACCAAUGAAAAAAGAAGUUAUUUACUGGUCCAGGUCGGUCCACGUGGGGAAAAAACUGUGUCCGAUGUCUUUUAAAAGUACGACCUCGAUCGCACUCAAGACCUUGGGCACAGUUUUUACCCAUAUGGACCUCCAGCCCGGUUUGAUAACUAAUGCCUUCGAAUCGAAGCGUCUCAUGACUGAUUGAUGGUAACAGGAACAGACUCUCGCUUUCUCGAUCACGCCGGUGUCAUUUCUGCAGUCAUAACAGAAUACUCAUCCUUGAAUUUAAAAGGAGUUUUAAAUAAAAGUCCUUCAAAAUAAACAAAUAUUCUUAGAAGACAACCAA
Molecule: messenger RNA, 4239 nt
Organism: Pocillopora damicornis (cauliflower coral)
Lineage: Eukaryota; Metazoa; Cnidaria; Anthozoa; Scleractinia; Pocilloporidae
Product: mitotic checkpoint serine/threonine-protein kinase BUB1
Biological process (GO): mitotic spindle assembly checkpoint signaling; meiotic sister chromatid cohesion, centromeric; protein phosphorylation
Cellular component (GO): nucleus
Molecular function (GO): ATP binding; protein kinase activity
Source: RefSeq, a predicted model, not a curated record